This is a messenger RNA of Dreissena polymorpha, 2063 nucleotides long. RefSeq lists its product as uncharacterized. The record is from RefSeq and is a predicted model, not a curated record. The transcript has 2 exons. Gene Ontology annotation, biological process: regulation of transcription by RNA polymerase II. Bases 1198 to 1860 code for a protein of 220 amino acids. Gene Ontology annotation, cellular component: nucleus. NCBI's taxonomy places the organism in Eukaryota, Metazoa, Mollusca, Bivalvia, Myida, Dreissenidae. Gene Ontology annotation, molecular function: protein dimerization activity.
CGAAAAUCUUUCAUCAACUGCGAUCUGUGAUCGAUAUAGAUCUACGUGUAUUUUUGCUGUUUAUAUCAUUGUAUGAAUCACUGAAGACCUAUAGAAUGGGUACUAGUGCAUGCAUACCUAAGUGCAAACGAAAUGCAGGAGGAGGUGACGUAUAGAAGAAGACGAUCGUGAAGAUCAAAAUUUUAGAGACCGCCUGCGAGAAUGGCGCAGACUGGAUAUCGACGACCUGGUGAUGCUCGCAGUGAACGAAGACCGACUGGCCAGAAUGCUGGAAAACGAGAUUGAUGAAACGCCGAAAAAGCAGUCUGCGGUAACGUCUUUCUUCACUGCGCCACUCAAGAGCGAGAGAAUCACCAAGGCGAUAGCCGACAUGAUUGUCUCUGAUUAUGUUCCUCUUCGUAUAGUGGAGAGCGAAUGAUUCAAAAACUUAAUGAGCAUCGUAGCCCCCGACUACACAGUGCCCUGUAGGAAAACAGUGAGGUCUCGUAUCCAGCGACGCUUUAACGUGGAGCGUGAGGCGCUGAUGUCACAAUUAGAAAGCGUUCCGUCCGUGUCUAUCACUACGGAUACCUGGACCUCCAACUUUACCGAGAGUUUAAUCACCGUCACUGAACAACAUAUGACCGACGCAUGGGACCUCAAGUCAAACGUCUUCAUCACGCGUGCCAUGCCUGAACGUCACACUGGGGAGAACCUUGCUCAUCGCCUUAAGGACUGCGCGACCGAAUUUAGUUUGGACGGUAAAGUGGACACGUGUGUGCAUGACAAUGCGAGAAACAUCGAGUGUGCUGCAAGUUUGUGUGAGGAUUGGGGUGAUCUGGGUUGUUUCGCCCAUACUCUACAACUGACAUUGAAGCCUGCGAUGGAAUUGCCUUCAGUGUCUACGGUUGUCAGUCGGUGCAGAAAACUCGUCGGCCACUUCAAGCAUUCCACAACGCUGACGGCGGAACUGGGUGUUAGACAGAAGACGAUGAACGUCCCUCACACACUCUUAUCCAGGAUGUCCCUACCCGGUGGAACGUCACCUAUCUGAUGAUGGAACGCCUGGUAGAGCAGCAGCGCGUUCUUACUGACAUCAUGCUGGAUCCAAAGUUAACAUAGAAGCAAGACGCCGCACUCAACUUGAGGGAAUCGGAUUGGGACAUUAUUAAAGAGUGGUGUGUUAUUCUAAAGCCGUUAGCGGAUACGACAGCAUACAUGAGUACAGAGAGUCACGUGUCUGUGUCGGAAAUAUAUCCGAUCGUUUGUGGAUUGGUCACCAAGAGCCUUGUAUCUUGCUCAACGGACAGUUCCAUCGCUCAUCGAGGGAAAAAGGCGAUUCGUAAUGAUUUGGUCCAUCGCUUCCAGCCAGAAUCGGAAGAAGCAGCAAGGUCAACGGCUGCAUUAGGUGCUCUAUUGGACCCGCGUUAUAAGAAACUGGCGUUCUUCUCGUCCAAACAACGGAAAAUUACUCAGGAUACGUUGGAGUCGCGCGUGGACGAUUUCCCCCUUAGGUUCACAAUAAACAACGGUGACAUUGAGACCCCAUCAAAACGCCGGAAGUUGGAUUUCCUGGACUUUGGCUCACCGGAGAGUACGCUGGAGGAUGAGCUUCAGUGCUAUGUAAACGAGAAGUCCGUUGGCAUGGAUCCUCUGCAGUGGUGGCGGGAGAACGAGGCAGGAUUCCAAAAGGUGGUAGUGGUAGCCCGACGUGUACUCUCGGUGCCCGCGACGUCAGUGCCAUACAAAAGGGUGUUUAGUUCAACCGGCUUACUGCUCAGUAAGUUGAGAAACAGACUCUCAAGUUGCAUCGUGGAUGCCAUCGUGUUUCUGAACAAAAAUCGUGUGAAUGUCUGUUACGUUGACGAGGAUGAAGCAUAGAUGAAUGUAUUGUUUAUUGCUGAAGAUACGAAAUAUAUGUAAAUAUGUUUUAUGGCGAUUAACUGUUUUGUGAAUGCACACUGCAUGUACAUAAUAAUUACGAAACUUGAAAACUAGUUCGUAUAUGCAUGUGUCUGAAUGUGUUCCAGUAUGUUGUUUUCUUACGUUAUCUUUGUUUAAACAAAAAACAACGUGUGCACUAA